Molecule: messenger RNA, 9587 nt
Organism: Drosophila subobscura
Lineage: Eukaryota; Metazoa; Arthropoda; Insecta; Diptera; Drosophilidae
Gene: sdk
Product: protein sidekick
Exons: 18
Coding region: 356-7339 (2327 amino acids)
Biological process (GO): cell-cell adhesion
Molecular function (GO): protein binding
Source: RefSeq, a predicted model, not a curated record
UUUCUGCCAGCGCGCAUAACGGUUGUUGCCGUCUACGUCGCAUCGUCGCCGUAAUUUUCGUCGUCGCUCGUCUCUCGUCGCUUUCGGUUGCUUGCUGCGGCGCGUGUUUCGAAACACCAGGCCAGCCAGAAGCCAGACGAGGAAGAAGUCUAGAGAAGCAAAUGGUUAAUAAAAGAAACAACAUUAAAAGCAGGCGCAAGAGAAAGUCAACAUGAAUUAAGAAAAGCGCCAGAAUAUUAAAAAACAAUUAAACUUUAAUCAAACAAAACAAAAAGAAACCAAAAACAACAGUCAGAAGCAGGCGAAAAGAAUCGACAAAAUCGAAGAAAAGCAGCCGAAAGAGAGAGAGCCGAAAAUGAAGAGAGACCAGCGGCGAUCUUCAGCGUCGUCGCUGCGUCGCCGUCGCCGUCGGUGCGUCAACGAAGCAGGAACACGAAUGUGGCUCAAAAUGUCGCUGUCGCAGCCGCUGGAAUCGUCGCUGCUUCUGCUAGCAGCGCUGCUGCUGCUUCUCAACACGGACAGCUGCUCAUGUUACGCGGAUGCCAAUCCGCAGCAGCAACAGCAGCUGGUCCAGGUCCAGCAGCAGCAACCACAACAACAGCAACAACAGCAACAACAACUUCAGGCGCCACGUUUCACCACGCACCCAUCGUCAUCGGGGUCGAUUGUGAGCGAGGGCAGCACCAAGAUCCUACAAUGCCAUGCUUUGGGUUAUCCACAGCCGACAUAUCGCUGGCUGAAGGACGGCCAGCCCGUGGGCGAGUUCUCAUCGAGUCAGUUCUAUCGUUUCCACAGCACACGGCGCGAGGACGCGGGCAGCUAUCAGUGCAUUGCCAAGAACGAUGCCGGAUCCAUAUUCAGCGAGAAGAGCGACGUUGUAGUGGCCUACAUGGGAAUCUUUGAGAACAUCACCGAGGGACGCCUAACUGUUGUGAGCGGACAUCCGGCCAUUUUCGAUAUGCCAGCGAUUGAGUCGGUGCCAACGCCUUCGGUGCUGUGGCAGUCGGCGGUCGGGUCUCUCAACUACGACAUCAAGUACGCCUUCACCCAGGCCAAUCAGCUGAUCAUACUGAGCGUGGACGAGAACGAUCGGAAGGGCUAUCGGGCGCGAGCGAUCAACACGCAGCUGGGCAAGGAGGAGAUCAGCGCUUUCGUUCAUCUCAAUGUCAGCGGGGAUCCGUAUAUCGAGGUGGCGCCCGAGAUUAUUGUACGGCCGCAGGAUGUCAAGGUCAAGACCGGCACUGGCGUCCUCGAGCUGCAGUGCAUCGCCAAUGCCCGUCCACUGCACGAACUGGAGACGAUCUGGCUGAAGGACGGCCUGGCCGUGGACACUGCCGGCGUACGGCACACCCUCAACGAUCCCUGGAACCGCACCCUGGCCCUGCUGCAGGCCAACAGCUCCCACUCCGGAGAGUACACCUGCCAGGUGCGCCUGCGCAGUGGCGGCUAUCCCACGGUCACGGCUUCGGCACGCGUUCAAAUCCUCGAGCCGCCCGUCUUCUUCACGCCCAUGCGAGCGGAAACUUUCGGCGAAUUUGGUGGACAGGUGCAGCUGCCCUGCGAUGUGGUGGGCGAGCCCACGCCCCAAGUGGAGUGGUUCCGGAAUGCCGAGUCUGUCGAUGCGAAUGUGCAGAGUGGCAGAUACUCACUGGGCGAGGAUAAUACGCUGAUAAUUAAGAAACUAAUCCUGGAUGAUGCUGCCAUGUUUCAGUGCCUGGCCAAAAACGAAGCCGGCGAGAAUUCAGCCAGCACCUGGCUGCGCGUCAAAACGGAAGCAGCCAACAGCCGCAUCAAGCGCUUGGCCCAGCCACGAAUCUUAAGAGUAAGAGCUUCGCAUGGUGGUGCGGGAACGGUCGCGGGAACGGGAACGGUCACGGGAUCGGGAACGGGAACGGGAUCAGGAACUGGUUCCUCCACCUCCUUCAACUCCCAUCAACAGGGUAGACGCAAGCAGUUUCGCUUUGCCUCAGCACCGGUGUUUGAGCAGCCGCCCCAGAAUGUGACCGCCUUGGAUGGGAAGGAUGCGACCAUUUCAUGCCGUGCCAUUGGCUCGCCCAAUCCGAAUGUCACCUGGAUCUACAACGAAACCCAACUGGUGGAGAUAUCCAGUCGCGUUCAGAUACUCGAAUCGGGUGAUUUACUCAUCUCGAACAUCCGAGCCACGGACGCGGGCCUCUACAUCUGUGUGCGGGCCAACGAGGCGGGCAGCGUCAAGGGUGAGGCCUUGCUGAGCGUGUUAGUGCGGACACAAAUCAUACAGCCGCCAGUGGACACCAUCGUGCUGCUGGGCCUGACCGCGACACUGCAGUGCAAGGUGUCCAGCGACCCGAGUGUGCCGUACAACAUCGACUGGUACCGCGAGGGCCAAAUGGCGCCCAUCAGCAACUCGCAGCGAAUCGGCGUGCAGGCGGACGGCCAGCUGGAGAUCCAGGCGGUGCGGGCCAGCGACGUCGGCAGCUACUCGUGCGUGGUGACGUCGCCGGGCGGCAAUGAGACGAGGGCCGCGCGGCUCAGUGUCAUCGAGCUGCCCUUUCCGCCCAGCAAUGUGCGGGUGGAGCGUCUGCCGGAGCCACAGCAGCGCAGCAUCAAUGUGUCCUGGACACCCGGAUUCGAUGGCAACAGUCCAAUCUCCAAAUUUAUUAUCCAGCGACGUGAGGUCUCCGAAUUGGGUCCAGUUCCAGAUCCUCUGCUCAAUUGGAUCACCGAACUGAGCAACGUGUCGGCCAACCAGCGCUGGAUGCUGCUGGAGAACCUCAAGGCGGCCACCGUCUACCAGUUCCGUGUGAGUGCCGUUAAUCGCGUCGGCGAGGGCUCCCCCUCGGAGCCCAGCAAUGUCGUUGAGCUGCCCCAAGAAGAGUUUCCGCUUUACCGAGCUCCAUCGGGUCCGCCUGUGGGCUUUGUCGGCUCGGCUCGGUCCAUGUCCGAGAUCAUUACACAGUGGCAGCCGCCGCAGGAGGAGCAUCGCAAUGGCCAGAUCCUGGGCUACAUUCUGCGCUAUCGACUCUUUGGGUACAACAAUGUGCCGUGGAGCUAUCAGAACAUCACCAACGAGGCGCAGCGCAACUUUCUCAUCCAGGAACUGAUCACGUGGAAGGACUACAUCGUGCAGAUUGCGGCCUUCAACAACAUGGGCGUGGGCGUCUACACCGAGGGGGCCAAGAUCAAGACCAAGGAGGGUGUGCCCGAGGCACCGCCCACCAAUGUCAAGGUGACGGCGCUGAACUCGACGGCGGCGCAGAUCACGUGGAAGCCGCCGAACCCGCAGCAGAUUAACGGCAUCAACCAGGGCUACAAGAUACAGGCGUGGCAGCGACGGCAUGUCGACGGGGAGGAGCGGGACAUUGAGCGGCGCAUGAUGACGGUGCCGCCCAGCCUGAUCGAUCCGCUGGCCGAGCAGUCGACGGUGCUGGGUGGCCUGGACAAGUUUGCCAAGUUCAAUGUGACCGUGCUGUGCUUCACGGAUCCCGGCGAUGGUGUGGCCAGCCAGAUGGUGCCGGUGGAGACGCUGGACGAUGUGCCGGACGAGAUAACGGCCCUGCACUUUGACGAUGUUUCCGAUCGAUCCGUGAAGGUGUUGUGGGCGCCGCCGCGCUUUGCCAAUGGCAUCCUCACCGGCUACACGGUGCGCUACCAGGUCAAGGAUCAUCCCGAGACGAUCAAGUUCUUCAACCUGACCGCCGAGGACAACGAACUGACCGUCAAUCAGCUGCAGGCGACGACCCACUACUGGUUCGAGGUGUGCGCCUGGACGCGGGUGGGCAGUGGGCCGCCCAAGACGGCGACAAUUCAGUCGGGAGUGGAGCCAGUGCUGCCGCAUGCACCCACCACGCUGGCCCUGUCCAACAUUGAGGCCUUCUCGGUGGUGCUGCAGUUCACGCCCGGCUUCGAUGGCAACUCGAGCAUCACCAAGUGGAAGGUGGAGGCCCAGACGGCGCGCAACAUGACGUGGUUCACGCUCUGCGAGAUCAGCGAUCCGGAUGCGGAGACGCUCACCGUCACCGGCCUGAUGCCAUUUACACAGUAUCGACUGCGUCUGAGCGCCACCAAUGUGGUGGGCAGCUCACGGCCCUCGGAGCCCACCAAGGACUUCCAGACGAUCCAGGCCAAGCCGAUGCACGCGCCCUUCAAUGUGACAGUGCGCGCCAUGAGUGCGCUGCAGCUGCGCGUGCGCUGGAUACCCCUGCAGCAGAUGGAAUGGUUCGGCAAUCCGCGAGGCUACAACGUCACCUACCGCCAAAUGGAGCGCACCGGGAAGCCAUCGAAGCAUCCGCCCCGCUCUGUGAUGAUUGAGGAUCACACGGCCAACUCGCAUGUGCUCGAGGGCCUCGAGGAGUGGACACUCUACGAGGUGAUCAUGAAUGCCUGCAACGAUGUGGGCUGCUCCCUGGACAGCGGCCUGGCCAUGGAGCGCACCCGGGAAGCAGUGCCCAGCUACGGACCGCUGCAUGUGGAGGCCAAUGCCACAUCCUCGACGACGGUGGUGGUGCGCUGGGGCGAGAUACCGCCGCACCAUCGCAACGGCCAGAUCGAUGGCUACAAGGUGUACUACGCGGCCACGGAGCGCGGCAUGCAGGUGCUGUACAAGACGAUACCGAACAACAGCUCCUUCACCACCACCCUCACCGAGCUGCAGAAGUUUGUGGUGUACCACGUCCAGGUGCUGGCCUACACGCGACUCGGCAAUGGAGCCCUCAGCACCCCACCCAUCCGGGUGCAGACGUUCGAGGAUACGCCCGGUUCGCCGUCGAAUGUGAGCUUCCCGGAUGUGACCUUCUCGAUGGCGCGCAUCAUCUGGGAUGUGCCCAUGGACCCGAAUGGCGAGAUCCUGGCCUACCAGGUCACCUACACACUGAAUGGCAGCGCCAACUUGAACUACAGCCGCGAGUUUCCGCCCUCGGAUCGCACGUUCCGGGCCACCGGACUGAUGCCCGAGCGCUACUACAGCUUCAGUGUGACGGCGCAGACACGCCUCGGCUGGGGCAAGACGGCCUCGGUGCUGGUUUACACCACGAACAACAGGGACCGUCCGCAGGCACCGUCCGGGCCGCAGGUGUCGCGCAGUCAGAUCCAGGCCCACCAAAUCACCUUCAACUGGACACCCGGCCGCGAUGGCUUCGCCCCGCUGCGCUACUACACCGUGGAGAUGCGGGAGAACGAGGGACGCUGGCAGCCACUGCCCGAGCGCGUCGAUCCCACACUCAGCUCGUACACUGCGCUCGGUCUGCGUCCGUACACCACGUACCAGUUCCGCAUUCAGGCCACCAACGAUCUGGGCCCGUCGGCAUUCAGCCGCGAGAGCAUUGUGGUGCGCACCCUGCCCGCUGCCCCUGCCGUGGGUGUGGGCGGACUGAAGGUGGUGCCCAUUACGACCACCUCGGUGCGGGUGCAGUGGGGAGCCCUGGAGACGGGCAUGUGGAACGGAGAUGCAGCCACCGGCGGAUAUCGCAUCCUGUACCAGCAGCUGUCGGACUUUGCCCCGGCCCUGCAGUCCACACCCAAGACGGACGUCAUGGGCAUCAAUGAGAACAGCGUGGUGCUGUCCGAUCUGCAGCAGGAUCGCAACUACGAGAUUGUGGUCUUGCCAUUCAACUCGCAAGGACCGGGCCCGGCCACACCGCCAACUGCCGUGUACGUGGGCGAAGCGGUGCCCACUGGAGAGCCGCGGGGCGUGGAUGCCACAGCCAUUUCGAGCACAGAGGUGCGACUGCGCUGGAAGCCGCCGAAGCAGAGCAGCCAAAACGGAGAGAUUCUCGGCUACAAAAUCUUCUAUUUGGUCACUUGGUCGCCGCAGCCCCUGGAGCCGGGCCGCAAAUUCGAGGAGGAGAUCGAGGUGGUCUCGGCCACUGCCACAUCGCACAGCCUGGUCUUCCUCGACAAGUUCACCGAGUAUCGCAUUCAGUUGUUGGCCUUCAACCCAGCCGGAGAUGGCCCCAGAUCAGCACCUGUGACUGUCAAGACGAUGCCGGGCGUGCCCAGUGCCCCGCUCAAUCUGCGCUUCUCGGACAUUACCAUGCAGAGCCUGGAGGUGACUUGGGAUCCGCCCAAGCUGCUCAACGGCGAGAUUGUUGGAUAUCUGGUGACCUACGAGACAACCGAGGAGAACGAAAAAUUCAGCAAGCAGGUGAAGCAAAAGGUGUCCAAUACGACGCUUCGUGUGCAGAAUCUAGAGGAGGAGGUCACCUACACCUUCACCGUGCGCGCUCAAACGAAUGACUAUGGACCGGCGGUGAGUGCGAAUGUGACCACGGGUCCCCAGGAUGGCUCCCCAGUGGCGCCACGCGAUCUCACACUCACCAAGACACUGUCCAGCGUGGAGAUACAUUGGGUGAAUGGACCCUCGGGUCGCGGACCCAUAUUGGGCUAUCUCAUCGAGGCCAAGAAGCGAGAAAAUGGAGAGCCCUCAUUUAUUUCUAAUAGACCUCCCUAUCUUCGCUUAGACGACUCCCGCUGGACUAAGAUUGAGCAGUCCAGAAAGGGAACCAUGAAGGAGUUUACCGUCAGCUACCACAUCCUGAUGCCAUCGACAGCGUAUUUGUUCCGGGUAAUUGCUUACAAUAAGUAUGGAAUCUCGUUCCCUGUUUACUCGAAGGACUCGAUACUGACACCCUCGAAGCUGCAUCUGGAGUACGGCUAUCUGCAGCACAAGCCAUUCUAUAGGCAGACAUGGUUCAUGGUCUCCCUAGCGGCCACCUCGAUCGUCAUCAUUGUCAUGGUCAUUGCGGUGCUCUGUGUGAAGAGCAAGAGCUACAAGUACAAGCAGGAGGCACAAAAGACGCUGGAGGAAUCGAUGGCCAUGUCGAUUGAUGAGCGCCAGGAGCUGGCCUUGGAGCUGUAUCGUUCGCGUCACGGCGUCGGCACUGGGACAUUGAACAGCGUUGGAACUCUGCGCAGCGGAACCCUGGGAACCCUCGGACGUAAGUCUACCAAUCGACACCAGCCGGUGAGUGUGCAUUUGGGUAAGAGUCCACCAAGACCCUCGCCCGCAUCGGUGGCGUACCACAGCGAUGAGGAGAGCCUGAAGUGCUACGACGAGAAUCCGGACGACAGCAGUGUUACGGAAAAGCCAUCCGAGGUGAGCAGCUCGGAGGCAUCCCAGCACUCGGAGAGCGAGAACGAGAGCGUGCGCAGCGAUCCGCACUCGUUCGUCAAUCACUAUGCGAACGUGAACGACUCGCUGCGGCAGUCCUGGAAGAAGACCAAGCCGGUGCGCAACUACUCAAGCUACACAGACUCCGAGCCGGAGGGCAGUGCAGUGAUGAGCCUCAAUGGUGGCCAGAUUAUUGUCAAUAAUAUGGCCAGAUCGAGGGCACCACUGCCCGGCUUCUCGUCAUUUGUCUGACAAUCAACCGAAUUCUAAGAUCUAUGCCGUGGUAGCAGCAGCACCGUCAUCCGGGAGACUUUUGUCUGAACAUUGGAAAUGGGAUAGUGGAAAACGCAAAACAAAAACGGAAAAACGGAAAACGGACGCUGAAGCCAAACCGCAGCUGGAGUUGCAGCGGGAGGAGUUCUAAGGAGUUUGGACACGGAGCUGGCAAUCGGACGACCGUCUGCCUGCCUGCAGCUACUGUCUUGCUCUCCGGCUCUCGCUGGUUCUUUGGCCAUGCGGCGAGGCGCUGCUACAUGGGUAUCUAAAGUUAUCUAUCUGUAUGUCCUUAGUUCUAGUUUUUAGUUACGAGAGAUCUGAGAUUUACCAGCAUUUAGUUUUAAAGUGUGUUUGUUCGUUCGUUCGUUCGUUCCUUCGUGUGUAUCCCUUAUGUCCCCAAGCAUGACUACUCCACUCUACUCGCUCUUUAAGUUAUUAUUUUGUUCGUGUUUGUGUGUUGUAUUUAUUCUGUUUGUGUGUCCGUUGCCACGUCGCCACCUGGCACUAGCCAAACGCAACUCUUGGCAUUUAUCGAAGGCGCAGGUCCUGUGAUAAAGCGACUCUCGCCCGAUUCAAUAUAUUUUUUUUUUAAAUGAUUUUCAUGUGUGUGUUCAGCACGUGGCACGGCGCACCUGUGUGUGGUUGAAUGAUCGAUCUGCUCGCAAUCUCAUUAUGUUUAAACAAAAAUCAACAAAUCGACAAACCCUCGCUCGAGGGUAAACGUUUUUUUUUUUUUUAAAUUAACUUUUUCGAAAGGAAUAGCUAGAGAAGUUUUUGUUUUUAGAAGACGGUCACCGAUGCAAUCGGUCGGCCAGUGCAAAUGGGGGUAAAGUUAUAGCAAAAGAUGACGAGAAGGGGCAUGGCAAUGCGCAUGAGAAACAGGACGAAGGCAAAGGAUAAACAAAAAUAUGCAUACGACAACAUACAAAAAUCAUUUCGUGUAAGAAAAUAUAGAAAUAUAUACAUAUGUAUUUUUUUUUUGGGAGUGAAAGCAAAGGAAGAUUAGAAGAUUUUAUGUGCGGCAUGGAUGGCGCAGCAAAAGGUGGCAGUUGGCCGGUGGCAGCUCCUCCGAUAGGUUUAUAGGUACUUACAUAUAAUAUAUAUGUAUAUGUGUAUGUGUGCGUAUUCAUAUAGAUAUAUAGGCCAUAUUAAUGCAAUUUUCUUUAGAAUAUAAGCGACAAACUGCAACCCACACAAAACAAAGCAAAACAAACACAAAGAGCGAAAGCGAAAACGAAAACGAGACACAGAAGUAAAAGGAUUCGAAGCAGAAGCAGAAUUAUUUCUGAACGAUAGUUCGAGAUCAUACAUAGAUAGCACUAAGUUAAAGUACAGAAAUAUAUACAAACAAUAUUGUAUACUAGCGGGUAAGAGAUGAUUUUUUUUCCAGCUAAGUUUGAGGCGCAAACGAAGCUUGGGCAAAGCAAAACUCUAGGGUAAAACUCUUGAAAUCUUCGAUUCCGAUCGUAAAUUGUAAUUGUAAUUGUAAUUCUAAUUGUAAUUGUAAUUGCGCUAAGCAACAAACAGUUCAUAUCUAAUCGUAUGUGUGUGUGUGAAUAUAUGAAUAUAUUAAAGCGGCACGGAUAGGCGUGGGGGUAUUGUAUAUCUAUAUGUAUAUUUAUAUUUAUAUUUAUAUUUAUAUUUACAUUUACUAUAUUGUAUUUAUGUGUACGUACGUAUAUCUACAUACAACUUAAAUGACUGAUUAUAUAUUUUCCCUCGAUUAAUUGUACACUUACUUGUAUCUCCUCUUUUUGUACUACUAGCCUAUGCAUUAACUAAGUUUAGACAACAACUUUGGCGCAUUUGUCGCAUCAAGUGUGUGAUGUGAGAUGUCAGAUCAAAGGUUUUUCCAUGCUGAAAACGAUUUUUUGAAUGUUAAUCCUUACUUCAAAGACUCGGUGCACAAGUUCAUCUCUAGUUAAGUAAAUGUAAUUGUAAUUGUUGAUUGAUGUAUUGAUUGGACCGACGCUGGAUGCCUGCGCCCCGCCACGCCGAUCAGUGCGGUGCGUAGUGAAGUGGAGCGGAGCGGAGCGGGGCGGCAGCGGUGAUGGUGAUGGUGGGAGCUCCAGACACGGGCUGGGCUGGACUCCCGGAUUAGUUGAAAUCGUCGUGCAGCAAGCGCAAAGUAUUAGAAUAUUUAUAACGAUACCAUAUAAAUGUGUAAAUGUACUUGAUGAAACUUACGAAUAACGACUCAAUAAAUGAAAGUGAAAUUAACCAG